UCACAUCCACACUCCACGGACGCCACAGCCGUCCUCGCACAAAGGUUCUCCUCUUCCUUCGCCCCAGCCACGCCUAAGCCCCGCACACAGGUUCUCCCUCUUUCUUCCUUCUUCCUCAGUUCCUCCCAUUUUUUUCCUUUUUUUCUUCCAACCUCGGUCCUUCUCCUCCUUCUUCUUCUUUCUUUUCUGUGCGCCUGCCUGCCCCUGCCAUGGUGAGAGAUUAAAAAAAAAAAAAACCAAACUGCCGGCGGUUUGCAGUUUGAGAAAAUCCCAAACCGAAAUCGAACCGUCUAAACGACGGUUUCGGUUCGGUUUGUGUCCGAUUUCGGUUCGAACCGUAACCGCCGGUUCAUAAACCGUCGAACCGGCGGUUCGAACCGACGGUGCGAAACCGAAUGGGCAAGUCUAGUUCACGGGUUCAAGAAUAUUAAACCGAAAACAAACCGGAAAAACUCGGUCUAGUUCUGGAGGGAGUUUUUCCCGCCAUUUUCCUUGCCUGCGUCGUCAAGGCGAUAGGUUUUGUUUAAAUCAGGACAAGGCGUCGAACACCGGAAGCACAGUGAAUGAGUGAGGGGAAGCCAAAACCAAGGAGAAAUGCUCGACUGAUUCGAACUAUAGGUUGCCGAUCCAUCAUCGUUUGAAGUUUUGUGGGUACAGAUUCAGAUUGAAUUCCAGCACUCGUUAGUCUUGCAAAUGGAAGCCUACGGAUCCUGCCGGAGAUCUUCGCUUUCGUCCGUCGAUAAUAAGGCGUCCACUAUCCCGAUCUACCGCUCGGCGCCGGAGCUUGAAGUGCGUCUCGAAGAUUUCGAGAUUUACGCAGUUCAACGCCUUCGAGUUCUAAAAGGGAUUUCAGAUGGACUGUCACGUGGGAAGAAACCUAAUGAGAUGAAAAUUUUGGUAAAAGAAUUGUGGGAUGCUCACAUGAGCCAUUCAUUGGAUGCUCACAUGAGCCAUUCAGAAGCUUCUGAGGUUACGAACAAAGACAUAAUUUCUCAUUUUGUUUUGCGGCUCGUCUACUGCAGAGAGGAGGAGUUGAGGAGAUGGUUUCUCUCCAUGGAAACUACACUUUUUCGCUAUCGUUUUCUAAUCGAAACUGUUGAUGCUCAGAGAGCAUUAUUGGCGGAGUUUGAACUUCCGUAUAAAGUUGUUAACAACGUAGAAUACGAGAGUGUCAAAGACAAACUAAACCAAGUACUACGCUCCACCGGUCAAUCUCCCAGUUCUGAUACAGCAUACUACAAGGUGCCAUUUGAACAAGUUCCGGAUCUAGUAGGAAGUCGCCGUGUAUUUAUCCUGAAGGGGUUUGCAUAUGUUGCAAUGAACCAGGUUGUUUCCCUCCUUGUCACACAAUACCGAAGCUAUCUUUCAAAGGCACUUGUAUUGACAAACAGAAAAUGGACAUCCAUGAUCAGAGAGCAGGAAAAGGACCGGCUGACUCCUAUUGUUGAGGCCCUAUCAACAAGUUAUUUCGGCCCAGACUAUAGCCAGCCAAAAGACUCCACAACGGUAUCCUUGAAGGACAUUGAUCAAUUGGCCAAGAGUUCCUUUCCUCUCUGCAUGCGUCAUUUGUUUGAAAAGCUUAGAGAGGAUCAUCACCUUAAGCAUGGAGGGCGUAUGCAACUCGGUUUGUUUCUCAAGGGUGUUGGACUAAAUCUGGACGAUGCCCUUGCAUUCUGGAAAGCAGAAUUCUCCCGAAAGGUUGGUGCUGAAAAAUUCGACAAGGAAUAUGCAUACAGUAUACGGCAUAACUAUGGCAAAGAAGGGAAGAGAACGGACUACACACCCUAUUCAUGCCAAAAAAUAAUAUCUUCAACACCUGGAGUUGGAGAUCAUCACGGCUGCCCUUAUCGUCAUUUCAGUGAGGAGAAUUUGAGGGCCGCACUUUGCAUGAUGGGAGUAGGCAAUCGUGCAGUCGAAAAUGUGAUGGAUAAAGUUCGAAACAAACACUAUCAGCUAGCAUGCACCUUGACAUUUGAAGCUGUUCAUGGUACAUCCUGCGACGCAGGAAUCAACCACCCGAAUCAAUACUACAGCGACAGCCGAAAAGCCUUGGAAUCAAGGGCAUCGACAAAGGGCGCUUAGGAAGGCGUGUUCUCGCCACCGAUCGAUCUCUUGAAGUUGAACCAGCCACCGAUCGAUCUCUUGAAGUUGAACCAGCCACCGAAGCUCAACACAGAAAGUGUUGGACACUGAUUCGGCGGAGGCUAUCACAAGAAAAGAAAAGAAAAGAAGCUUGUGUAAUCCUCCUCUGGUUCUUGCUCCGACACCAUCUAUUAUUAUUAUCUACUGUGCCGCAGGAGGACGGGAAUAUUUUGUUUUGUUUUGUUUUGUUUUGUUUGUAUAUAUUAUCUCUCUCGCUCUCGUAAGUUUAUUUUUGGCUGGGCUGGGCUGGGCUGGUGUCUGUCUGAUGAUGCUUCUUUUGUUUUUAGUUUUGGAUUCCGCGGCGUUUGGUUUGGUUUGGUGAUGGAAUGGGAAUAUGGGAUGGGAUGGUAAUGAGGAGUACUUUUGUUUGAUUUUUCAGUUGUUUAGUCGGAUCUAAUCAAUAGCACUGUGAAAUCGAGUGUUGGUUUUGGUGUCUAUUGUUUUUUAAUGAGCUUGCUUGCUUCUGUUGGUGAUUAUUUUCUUCAUCUUAUGAUUUAUUGGGUGGUAUGUAAGGUAAGUGUUCCAGUGAAUGUCUGUAUCAGAUGGAUGGAUCAUUCUUGUUGUAUUAAUAUUAUACUCCACAUGUUUAUUUAGUUAGGAAGGCGUUGAACUUUUGUUGUAAUUAAUAUGGAUUUAUAUAUAUAUAUAUGCUCAUCCAUCUAAAGUGGGUAGAAUUUCUUGGUGGAUUCGUUCAACAUUCAGUCUAAUUGGUUUUGAUUAUUCACUUGGUGGUUUCAUUCAUAUGUUCAUAAAUGGGUAAUUGCUCUCUUGUACUUACCUACCUACCUUGUAUAUUUAUUUAUGUUUUUUCUUCUUAUAUAUGCUUGGAGUUGGAGUUGGAGUAGUCAUAGUUAGUGCCUUAAGCAAGCAAGUAUAGUAUAGUAUAGUAUAGUAUAGUGUUAUUCUUGUUCAAGUGAUUAAUAAUAAAUUUCGGUCUGUAAAGGAUUUGAUUGCUGGCUAAUAUUAACUUAAAAAAUUUACGAAAUAAGCAAGCAAACGGUGAGAGAGCAUCAAUUGCUUCGACUUUCAAACCAAACCAAACCAAUCUCACUUGAUUCUUUUGUUUGUGUUUAGAUAUAGAUGCAGCUGCUGCUUUGCUGCCGGUGAUUGUCACAUUAAAAUUUAUUUCUCUUCUGAUGUCAUUGGUGUCACCAAUUUUAGCUGCUGCUUGUUGUGUAAGUGUUGCUGCAAAGGAUACAACUAUAACUAUAUAUAGUAAGCAGAUGAGAUCAGAUCACCUCACCUCACCUCUGCAGCAAUUCACCAACCUAACCUGGAUGGGAUAAUCGUGGCGUGGCGUGGCUGGGGAAGAGAAAUCGGUUAAUUGGCUACAUGAUCGAGGUGGCGGCAACAGUCCGGUGCCACUGUUGAUCCUGCCUUUGCCUUUCAGGAGAGCCAUCCGUCCGUCCGUCCAUUAAAUGCUCCACAGUCAGUCACCCCCACCCCUCUGAAGGGAAUGGUUGUUUUUCAAGGCACCUAUCUUCCGGGGCGAGUCCUGAUUUGGUGUUCCAACUACAUGAUAGUGAUAAUGCAAUGCAAGGAUAUUUGUCAAAUUUGUCGAUUCGAAUUCCAAGUUUGUUGCCUGCUUUUUGAUAUUGGGGUUGCAGCCGCCGCCGCUGCCUGAAAAGCUGCUGCUGCUGCUGCUCGCCGGCUAUUUCUUUCUUGCGACAUUGUGCCUCAAAACUUGUAGGACUUUCAAGAGAGCAGUGGAGGCAUAAUUUUUCUUUGAGAUUCCGAAGUUUUUGGAUUAGGCCUUAAACUCACUAAUGCAGACCGUGUAAUUGGGGUGAUCCUGCAUGGAAUCCAAGAUUUGGAGAUGAUGAGUGAAUGGUUCGAUUUUCUUAAAGUGUUUCUCCCUGGGAGAGUUUGCAUGUGUAUAUCUGCAAAGGCAAUGGCAAUAACCGGCAUUGAUGACGGAAGGUAUUGGAAUUGGGUUCCGACGGAGGAGUCAAGCUAUUAGAGACUAUUGAGAAGAAUUUUUGCGACAUUGUCCAUAUGUAUGUUGCUGAGAAAGAGCUUCCUCUUGACAUGGUGAAAAAAUGAUUAAAAAAAGAAGCCUGAUCUUCACGUAAGAGGGGAAGAUAUUGAUUCUAAUAGAUACUUGGCAAGAAGCUUUAGGGGGUCCGAGAGCAAGAUAUCUCCAAUUCUUUGCAGCUUAUCGGGAAUUAUUGGUAUGUCAUGCUAGCUAGCAUAUUCUUGACUCGUCAUUUGAUUUUAUUUCAAAUCUAAUUGCCUAGGUCUAGGGGUGAGCAAAAUAUCCGAAAUUCGAAAAUUCAAUCCGAAUCAAACCGAAAUUUAAAAUUUUGGUUGAGAUUUUUCGGAUUGGAUCGGAUUGAAUUUUUAACAAAUUUCGAAUUUUCGGAUUGGAUCGGAUCGGUAUACUUAAAAUUUGAACCAAUCCGAAAUCUGAAAUAUAAUAUUUUAAUAUAUUUUUUUAUUAUAUAUAUUUAAUAUUUUAUUAGAAAAUAUUAUAUUUUAAUAUAAAAAACUCAAAUUUAUUAAUUAUAUUUUAAUAUAUUUAAUUUUUAUAUAUUAUAUAUUUAAUAUUAUAAAAUAAUAAUAAAAUAUAAAAGAAUUUAAAAUUUUAAAAAAUAAUAAUAAAAAUAUUUAGAAUUUCGGAUUUUUCGGUUUAGUUCGGAUUACGGAUUUUCAAAUUUCGGAUUUCGAUUAUUUUGGUUUGGUUCGGUUCGGUUCGGAUUAGUUUUUUCAAAAAUUUCGGAUUUUCGGAUCGGUUUGAAUUUGACAAAAUCCGAACCGAAAAUCCGAAUGCUCACCCCUGCUUAUCUAUGUAAGAUGAUGUCAAUUUAUUUCUUUUUAUGAAGACAAAUUUGGUUCGAGUGGA
Molecule: messenger RNA, 4984 nt
Organism: Andrographis paniculata
Lineage: Eukaryota; Viridiplantae; Streptophyta; Magnoliopsida; Lamiales; Acanthaceae
Product: probable DNA primase large subunit
Exons: 26
Coding region: 694-2082 (462 amino acids)
Biological process (GO): DNA replication, synthesis of primer
Cellular component (GO): alpha DNA polymerase:primase complex
Source: RefSeq, a predicted model, not a curated record